Messenger RNA from Xyrichtys novacula (pearly razorfish), 5715 nucleotides. The record is from the annotation of a GenBank genome assembly. NCBI's taxonomy places the organism in Eukaryota, Metazoa, Chordata, Actinopteri, Labriformes, Labridae.
CCAUUACCCAGAAGGCUCGGUUAUCGCAUACGUGAACUGCAAUCACGGUUGUUUCUCCAACAUGGCGUCGCUGGGAAGGAGGCGCGGUGUCCCAGUAAGCAGGGAGAGGUCAGUUCCUCCACAUCUUCACUCUUUAACCGAAUCUUUGUGUCCUAAAACUCUAUUUUAACGUCGUCUUCAUUCUCAGGAUCUUAAACAUGAAGGUCAUUUCUGUAUUAGAGGUAAACUCUGACGGGACAGGAGUGAAUUUGAUGCCAUGGUUAGCUAACGUUAGCAGGCUAACGAGCAGAGCUAGCUGAGGUUAGCAGAGGAGCUCAGCUGAUGUUUGGGUUCUUUCACACCGAACCAGAACCUCAGCUCCGAACUGUUCGGGUGUUAGUGGGUACAGUCUGCUCCGAUAACAUGUAGAAUCAGUCCAGUUCGGCUAACGGCUCAGUUUGUGGAGGUUCUGUUGGAGUAAAGUUGAGAGUGAACUUUCCUCAGAGUUAGCAGCUGUUAUCUAACCAGGACCAAGAACAGGAACAUCAUGUCCGGGACCCGGGUCCGAACAGAACCCGCGGACACCAAGAUUCCAGUCAGGAUUGGGUUUAAAGACCCGGGUUUAUGAGUUUAGUUAACUGGUUAGUGGUUCCGGUUCGCUGAAGGCCUCAGAGGGACGGGUCUGGUCCGGACCAAGGUCUGAGGAAGAGGAGGGAGGAAAAGGUCCGAGUAGAACCGAAACCAGUCUGAUCCCGGUAUAAAGUCAGAACCAGAGAAGAAUUAUUCAUGUUGACUUAGUUUUAAACUGGGUUUGAGUUCUGGUUCCGAGACUCUGUAGUAAUAAAAGAAAACCCGGAGAACUGAACCGAACUUAUAUUCAGUCAACCUCACAGUCAGGUCUGAAUGUUCCAGAACUUUAGUUACAUGAUUAUUAAAACUCCAACAAACACAAAAACAGGCCGAAUAAUUCUGUGUUCAUGUUCGGAGAUUGAACCAAAAACUGUUUUUAUGAACAAAGUUUCUGUUAAAUUUAAAUCACACACUUAGUGCCGGGCGAUAAAACGGUUUCAUGUGUGUUAUUCUGUUUUUACUGGGGCCGAUACUGAUUAUUAGGGGGGAAACAUCUGAUUACCGAUUAAUCGGCCAAUUUUAAAUUUUUUUAUUAAGUUAUAAAAGUAUGCUGUAGAUCAGUGUUGUUUUCGUUGACGAUGACGAAAAUAUUUCUUCAACGUCAACGAAAACAACACUGCAGAAUAUAUGUUUAGCAUUUGACUGACAAAAUGCUCAUGAAUUUUGCGACUCUGUUCGUCGUCCACCACUAUUGUCUCACCUCGUUUUUUCAUCUCAUGAUAUAUAUCGAUUUCAACUGAUGUGAAAAAAAUACAUCGUGAUAAACUUUUUCCCAUAUCGCCGAUCCCUACAGUCAGGUAUGAUGGUCGAUCUUAAGAUCCCAAGACUCCACCAAUUAUAAACACAAAAACAGGCCGAAUAAUGAUGUGUUCAUGUACUGAGAUUAAACCCAAAACAGUUUUAUAAACAAAGUCUGCACUUUAUUAAAUCACACACAAUAAUGAGUAAAAAAGUUUGACCUUGAAAUGACAGUAAAUAAAGUUUUAACCUUUUAAAAUCUGAUCCAAAACAAACAUUUAGUCUCACAGAAAAGUUAAUUGUUUGGAGUUUGAUUUUAUUGAAGUCCAGAAAUGAUGUUCAGAACAAUAUUUUUGUGAUUUUCAUAAUGAGAGUUUAUAACAACAUAAAUCCAAGAUGAAAAAUAACAAAAUCCAUAAAAAAAUAAUGUUUAUCUAACAGAGACACCCAGUAAACACGGACAUGUUCAGGCUGAGUUAAACUACAGUGACAUUCAUGCUGAGAUCAUAGAUUUCUGUUUUCCUCUCAACAGAAACAGAAACUUAACGAAUAAAAACAUGUUUUUUUUUUCUCCUCCUCAUGUUUGUCAGACAGACGCCCGUUUCUGUGUUCAGCAAAGAUAACGUGGAGGCAGUGGUCUUUGCCAAAUUAUGUGUGUGUUUCCUGGAGAAAACUGAUCCACUUUACAUGUUUGUUGGUGAAGUUUUCUCAGUGUUCACAGACUCUCUUUAAGGCAAAUAAACACAUAUUUUCAUUCACCCUGAUUAAUCUAGAACUCCUGAGGAAUCCCUCUGUCAGAUAAAGACGACGUCACCUGCUUUUCUUUUGGGAACAUUUUGGCUCGAAGUGAAUGAAUAAAAAUCAACAUCAGUUUGUGUUGAUCUUCUCUCUGAGAGGCGGUCUGCACAGAGGAAUCAGGGAGUGGAAGUGAGCUCUGAACAAAUAUAGAUUUGUAGAUCUGACUCAUUGACCUCAGUAUGGACGCUCAGCUGUGUUUGGUACCUGAGUGUGAUGAGAUGUUGUUCCAGAUGUAGUCAGGCUGUUUCUUUGAGACUGCAGCACAUUGAAGACAGAAGUACGUUCCCCUGAACUCACUCUGUGUUUAUCCUCAUCCUAUUGGACGAGCCUCCUCUCUGUGUCUCUUCUCUGUGUCCUCAUCUUUCAAAGUCGAGCUUCAUCAAACUGUUGACCGUCUGUUUUGAUCCUCCUCUCACGGCUUUGUUAAUAGAGUUCUUCAAAAAUGACAUGAAGUCAUGUCAGUGUGUUAGUGCAGCUCACAGCAGGUCCUGGCAUAGAGGGAAAACUACGGCCUGAUGCCGAUACCGAUUAUGAGGCUGCUUUUGAGCCUUUCAAACACUUCUCAGAAGUUUUAAUCUAAGAAACAUUCCACGUUUUUAUCAUGAAUCAAACUCCGACCAGAACAGCAACAUAUCUUGCGUUGGAAUGACUUAAAGUCCUCACACACCGGGGCUGAAAUUACGAAAUUUUAAGAGGCCAAUUUUGACGCGCCUGACUUUACACAUCAAGCGAUUUUGCAACUUUCUGGGGGGAAAAAGACUUUUCCCGGGGAAAGUCCCGCCUCUUCGCCUCUGAUUGGCUAGAAAAGCUGGAAACAUCAUCACACGCUCAAGCCAAAUGGUCAGCACUUAUAGCCAAUCAGAGGUGAUAAGAUAAACACAUGAAACCAUGGUAACAACCGUUAGCUUACGUUAGCACAGAUGAAGGUUCAAACAAAGAAGUUUAUCAAACUGUUAAAGCUCAUAAACCAUCGUCGUAUGAGAAAUCCGACGCUAUGACUCUCCACAAGUCGUCCUUCAGGUGUCUUUUAUCAAAAAUCACUCUGUUCUCCGACACGUAAACAAUCAGCCGGUCGGCCAUGUUGGAUAUACCGGGGAAUCUGACGUCGCAACAACAAGUAAUCUGAUUGGUCAGAAGUGGACACACAGUCUGAGAAACUUUAGAAAAAUCGACUGUGAUCCGAAAAAAUUAAUGCUGCGAUAUCGCAGGACGGGAAAACGUCGCUGAUGUGACGCUUGUGUUGACAGGAUACGGGUUCAAAAAAAAUAUUGACGUCCGAAACAACCGCACGAAAAACCCGAUCCUGGAGUGACAGGAGCUUUAUCAAUGAACCGUGAGGCGGUCCAGUCUUGUACUGAUUCAGUCUUGUUUUUCUUUCUCUCCCUGUUUCUCGCCGUUCUCUGUUUCUGUACAGGGGAGUGAUGGCGGCGACAGACUGCUACAUCGUGCACGAGAUCUACAACGGCGAGAACGCACAGGACCAGUUUGAGUACGAGCUGGAGCAGGCGCUGGAGGCCCAGUAUAAAUACAUUGUUAUCGAGCCCACACGCAUCGGAGACGAGACGGCUCGAUGGAUUACCGUGGGCAACUGCCUGCACAAGACGGCCGUGCUGUCGGGCGCCGCGUGCCUCCUGACGCCCCUUUCGCUGCCCGUCGAAUACUCACGCUAUGUAGCGUUGCCUGCCGGCGCCCUCAGCGUGGCCUGCUCCGCCCUCUACGGAAUUUCAUGGCAGUUUGACCCCUGCUGCAAGUACCAGGUGGAAUACGACAGCCAAAAACUCUCACGGCUGCCCCUGCAUACACUCACCUCCUCCACGCCCGUGGUUUUGGUACGCAGGGAUGACAUCCACAGAAAGAGACUCCAUAACACGAUAGCACUGGCUGCCCUGGCGUACUGCGCCAAGAAGAUCUACGAACUCUAUGCAGUAUGAGUGCGCUCUGAAGAGGGUUACAAACCCGCAUAAAAAAGGAAAAAGCAAACAAAAAAACAGAACCGCUCCACCCCCAGACGUAAGAAAGUGGAAGUCCCGAUCAGGCCCGGCGGUCAGCUCCUCACGCGUGGUGGGUGCUUCCAUUUUGAACUUUGAUCAGAGGGAUAUAGUUAAAACUAGAAGGAAUUGUUUCCCCCUUAUGUUUCCUUUGCUUCUUUGUGACGACAACAGCACACUUAUCUCCGUAGUACCCUCCUCGCGCCUCCCCCUCGUGCACCCUCCACCUGCAUACUUGACACACAUCAGCUCGUGCUGAAGGGUACGGCGGCGGCGGCGGCGGCGGCAGGUCCUCUGGACUGAGCGGGACUGGAGUCAGAACGGACAGUCAUGUUUUGAGUAUCAAGCUCUCUCCCCCCUUUCCCUCGUAGUUUGACUGUACCCCCUUCUUGCUGAUCAGUACAUCACCCUUUCAUUAAACAUUAGGAUAUUUCAAACUCACUUCCUGUAUUUUAUUUUACUUUUUUCAUUAAACGGAUUCUGCGUCACGUCCAGAAAAGAGCGAAUAGCUGAAGCUUCUUUGAGACUGUGUCUUGUUCAUGUUUGAGGGAGUGAAGGUCGGAUCUUUGACGACGCUCUUCUGAAACACUACAAAAAUCUGAACCCUUGUCAGGUCAGACCUGAUCAUGUUCAGGACAUUAAAAACAGGCCGAACCCUUAAAUCUGAAUCUUGAAUUGAAAAGCGUCACACUAAAGUCCACUCUGUUGUGUUUGUCUAUCCGAUGGUGCUUUUUAUGUUUUCUCUAAAUUUGGGGAGUUCAAUCUUUAAAACCUGAAAACAGAUGAAUUUAGAGAAGAGCUGUGACAGAGCGAGAGACUUCAUCUGAACAAAGAAAGUGGAAUUUAGACGAUUCUCUUUUCCUACAGCAGGACAUGAUCGAAUUAAAACCUGUAAAAGUCUAAUGAUGAAGACACUUCUAAAUUAUUCCAUAAAGCCCCUUUAAACAUAUCUCCUGAGUUUAUACCAGCUCUGGUUUUUCUUUACGGUUGGCUGUUUCUUUAACAAGUGUGAUGACGUGUUCAAAUAAAGUCUCAUAUUUUCAGACGUCUCCUGCAUUAACCUGAAACUAAUUCCCACUAAUCCAUCACAACAGUGUCAAAGCCUUUUCCCAAACUUUGUGAACAAUCAUGAGGACAUAAUAAAUCUGGAGUGUGUUUUUAACAACAGAGACAGGUUUAAUUUGGGGAAUCUGUUGCUGUUGGUUUGAUUAAUCCUGUUUUCACCUCUUUAACAUGUUCCUGUCUGGGACGAGCCGAGACCACGGAGAGUCCGAGACCCGAGAGCUCGCUGCCUGAGAAAAUAAUAACCCCACAGUUCACUGAUUUGAGGCCAGAGCAGACUCAUUAUCUGUCAGCUGACCCACAAAAUUAAGGUGGACAUACUGGUCCGGUGACUGACGGACCCCUCACACACACACACACACACACGCCAUCAUCAUGAGGAUUUACAGUAUUCAGUGAAUGACUGUCUGACAGGUCGGUGUUACAGCGACGGUAAAAACUUCCAUAUAUGUACAUUAAGGACUCUACAGUGAAGCAGCUCAGUGGAAACAGGAUAUUAAAGGACAAUUCUGAAACUUUA